AAUGUAUUGUAAAAUGUUGACAUGUUGUGUUCUUAUUACAUUAAUUUAAUAUUAUUCCAAUAAUAACUUAAAAUUAAAUAUUCUUUUAAAGUUAUGUGUUUUUGAGUUUAUAAUUUCGAUGAAACAGGAAUAACUGAACAGAAUAAUAUAUUUCACAUUCAAGGAUCAUACAAAAUCGAGAAAACAUGAUUGAUCGUGGGCGUCAAAGAAACUAUUUCGGAUGUUCUUAUAUUUAUGGAAUGUUUAUUAUAAUAGUAUUUAUAUCAUUAUCACAUGCGAAUCCAUUGAAAUCGGAGAAUAAUUCAACGGUUUGCUCAGAAUUCUUAUCAUGCCUGAAAUGUGCGAAACAUGCGUCUUGCAGUUGGUCGUUAGAUAUUCAGACAUGUAUAAUGACAGCUUCGAAUUUAGGAAAUCUAACAGUGAACAUUGAAGGACACUGUCCUCAGUUCUCCAUAGUAAAGAAUUCCGUGCUAAGGGAUGAGUUAUUCUCGUACACGGUGGCGGUGACGAACGACAAGAACAAUUUCGUAAAAUAUCUACAAGGGCGUAAAAUCACGUGCAACUUUGAAGAAGAGAAACUCACGGGAUAUAUAUUGAACGACGAGAUCAAAUGUAACACGAAAAAACUAACGGCACAGAGGGACAAGCGAUUUAAAGCGUUGAUGGUUUACCAUUAUCACAUCACGAUCGACGACGACAUAAUACUAAGAUUCAACAACGAUUCCGACAAUUAUUUUGUGUAUUACGAUCACGAGUGCAAUGAGACAUGGAGAGACGAGGAGUGCGUGACGUGCACGUGGAGCGGGUACGGGUACAAGAACUACUUCAAACGAUGUUCGACGAAAAACCGGUGCGUGGGCCAGUACGAGUAUUACGGCAAGUGGAACGUGAAAAACUACACCGUGGUGGCGACCGGCGACGUUGACAGAGACGGUGGCGUGCGUCUGGAGUGUCCGGAAGCCGAGAUCCGGUCCGUGGACCCGAUAACGGCACCGUGGCUGGGCGGCACGACGGUGCGGUUCACGGUCGUCAACCACCACAUCCUGGCCGAGGGCAAGGAAGUGGCGGUGACGGUGGCUGGGCGCGAGUGCUCGGAACCCAAAACGAAGAGGAUGACUGCCGAUGAAGACGUGACGGCCAUUUCCUGCACCAUGAUGCCGGCAGCCCACACGGACCGCCGCCGCAACCACGAGGGCCCGAUUCGGUUGCUGUACACCGGUGACCCGCCAAAGGUGUCCAUCACGUCAGCGCUCGUCAUCGGACUGGUGGAUCCGGUGAUCACRGACAUGAGUCCGAGGUGCGGGCCCGCAGCCGGCGGCACCAUGUUGCGCAUCGGCGGCCGGUUCCUGGAUGCAGGCACCACAUUGCGGGUAUCGGUGGGUGACUACGCGAUGUGUAACCCGGUGGCCAUAUACUCGGACCUAAUACUGUGCCGGACCGACCCGGCCUCGGUCGACGGUCCCACGGCGGCCAGGGUCAACGUGGUAUUCGAUGGCCAGCUGAGCAAGUACGUCGGCGACGGGUCAGUGGUGUUCACGUACGCGGCUGUGCCCGCGCUGGAUCCCGGCCAGUCACUGCAGGGCAUCGCGUCAGGUGGCACAGCGGUUCAGCUGCGCGGCCGACACUUCUCGUGCCUACGGUAUGCAAUGUUCUACGUCCGACAUGGCGAGAGGGUCCACUACUCCAGUUGUAGGUUGCUCAACGAUACGCUGGCUGUGUGCAGAGCACCCAAGCUCGAGUACGGACGCGGCAGUGCAGUCACGUCGUUGAAGUACGGACUGCGCGUGCAGGACCCCGAGUAUCACGAGAUGGACCUGCUGCCGCCGCGAGACCCACACGGUUACAGCCUGCACGCCGAUCCGGUGUUCGUGGACUUCGUGACAGACGGCCGUACCGUCACGAUCAACGGCCACGAUCUAGACCGCGGCUACCGGGCGCAAGACGACCUGACGGUCCGGUUCCGCGGUUCCGGGAGCGUAUGCGACGUGACGUCCACGGACCACCGACGGAUCGUGUGCGCGCCCUCCACCAACGCGUCCGUGGUCGACUUGGACACGGUGACCAGCGUGAUCGUCACCAUCGGCGACACGUUCGCGUGUGUGGUGAAGCGCAAGGCGGACGGCCGGAGUCGCGGCCUAGGCGGGGGCCCAUCGGACAGCGUGGUCAACUGCGUCAAGAUCGUCUGUCUGAUCGCCAUUGCCGUGGCGUGCAUUGCCGUGUACCGUACUAAGACCACCAGACACCGGGUCGGCGCCACGACGUCGGCCGCGUGCACCAACCCCACCACUGCGGUUGGAUAUCGCAACAAGUGAUCGUGUCCGAAGGGAAGACGACCGAAUAUCGACGCGACGCUUCCGCAGUACGCGAUUAAUACAAUAGUUUUAUUAAUUUUUAAGUGCAUGUAUUAUAUACGAUUAAUCACGUGAUCGCCAUUAACGCGAUACACACUAGUGACUAAACAUUUACAAAAUACCAUCUUUCGCGUGCGUGCAUUAUUGUUAGUAGAUUGGUUUCGGAUGUCCGGUCCCUUUAUUAUAUUAUUGUCAACUGUAACUGUUCUAUAAUGUGUUGGUCAUGAUAAUAAAUUGUUUGAUUAAUUUAA
Molecule: messenger RNA, 2602 nt
Organism: Diuraphis noxia (Russian wheat aphid)
Lineage: Eukaryota; Metazoa; Arthropoda; Insecta; Hemiptera; Aphididae
Product: plexin-B2-like
Biological process (GO): regulation of cell migration; semaphorin-plexin signaling pathway
Cellular component (GO): semaphorin receptor complex; plasma membrane
Molecular function (GO): semaphorin receptor activity
Source: RefSeq, a predicted model, not a curated record